Molecule: messenger RNA, 613 nt
Organism: Columba livia (rock pigeon)
Lineage: Eukaryota; Metazoa; Chordata; Aves; Columbiformes; Columbidae
Product: ubiquinol-cytochrome-c reductase complex assembly factor 6
Exons: 2
Coding region: 167-370 (67 amino acids)
Biological process (GO): mitochondrial respiratory chain complex III assembly
Cellular component (GO): mitochondrion
Source: RefSeq, a predicted model, not a curated record
GCUGCGGCCGCUCCGGAGGCGCGGGGCAUGACGCACUUCCGGCGCGUUGCGUGUGUCGGUAGUCGGUGGCGCCGGGGCCGCGGCCCGUCCCGGGUUCUGCCGCCUCCGGGAGGCUUGUGGGAGCUCCUCGGGGAGAAAGCGGCGCCCCGGGCCCUCCCCCGCCGCCAUGCCCGCCGGCGUGCCCUGGCCCACCUACCUGAAGACGCUGGCGGCCAGCAUGCUGGCCAUGUUCGCCGGCGCCGAGGUGGUGCACAGGUACUACCGGCCUGACCUUAGUAUACCUGAGAUACCUCCUAAGCCUGGAGAACUGAGAACAGAACUGUUGGGUCUCAAAUCAAGAUCAAGCGAAGCUCAGACUUCACAACAGUGACUGGAAUUUACUUUUGUGAAAACUAGAACUGAUAAAAUGUUUGUUCAGCUGUCUCAACUGCAAAGUCCACAUGUGAAAUCCUGUACUCCCUUAAUACUUUGUUUCCUUUAAGCAGGGUUACAGGCAGUGUUAAAAUGUACAAUGAAUACUGUUAAAUCCGACUGGUUAUGUGCCAAAAUUAUUACAGCUUCCUAGUGUUGAUUGCAGUGUAAGUAUCUUCAGAAUAAAAGAUAUAAACUCACA